Spirodela intermedia is the source of this 1398-nucleotide messenger RNA. The record is from the annotation of a GenBank genome assembly. Lineage: Eukaryota; Viridiplantae; Streptophyta; Magnoliopsida; Alismatales; Araceae.
AUGGAUGGAAGCGGGGAUGAUGAAUCAUCUAGUUGUGAAAGCUGCAUUUCCGUCUCUGAAACGGUCAUGACUAGUAGAGCAUACGUGAACCCUUGCUCUAGUGGAAAAUUGUUGAAGAAACUCGAGGAGUCAGAUGACGAGCUUAUUGAGGUGAAGCACCGAUUUUAUUCGAGUCUCGGAAAGACUACUGCUGAUUUCCCUGUGCUAGCAGUUUACAAGAAUUUGCACGCUGCCGGCUCUUCAAAGGCCCGUUUGGAUGCCUUUCAACUCUGCUCAGAAGCCAUGAAGCAGAAACGAGGCAAUGCCAAUGUCAGGAAUGCUUGGUACGGUAGCUCCAAGAGUGAAGCUCUUCGAAUCCUUCUACAUGGUUUCGAAUCCUGCGGUGCCUUGGAAGACAGCAAGCCACAUGGUCUAGGAGCAUAUCUUUCCCCUCUAACCAAUGCUAUCGACAGGUAUGAUUAUCUCAAUCCCUCUUUAGCCCGAUUUUUCCAUAAUUUGAUGUAUUCCAGUUAUUCAAAAAGUUUUCAGAAAGUUCAGAACCCCAUAGAAGGAAUUCUUAUCUCGGGAGAAGAAAUGAAAUCAUGCUUUUUUUUUUUGGGUCUCUCUGCAGUGUGGUAUCCUCUGUUCCUGACGGCAAUGGGAUACGGUACUUGCUUCUUUGUUGUGUAAUCUUGGGAAACACGGAGGAGAUUCACCCUCCCUCGCAUCAGCUUUCUCCCAGUACUGACGAGUGUGAUUCUGGAGUGGAUAACCAAGAGGCUCCUAGGAAGUACAUAAUCUGGCCCGCCCAGGUGAAGACACAUAUUUCCCCCUUGUACGUCCUCAGUAUCAAGGCGAAUUUCCAACGGGGAGGUAAUUAAUUCGAUUACCCAUUUAUAAUAUCUAUAUAUAUAUAUAUAUAUAACCGUGAGGAUUCAUCAGAAGUUUUUCUAAGAGGUUGCGUUUCCUAUGGCCGACUCAGAAUCGCAUAACCCUCGAGUAUGGACUCCUACUUCACCUUGGAUACCGUUUUCAAGACUAAUACCGAUGCUAUCUGCUUCCCUACCUGCGCACAAAGUCUGCUUGAUCAAGAGAAUUCACGUUGCUUUUCUGGUGCUUCCUGAGGCUCACUCAUCCUUUCUCAUUUCGUCAUGGGAAUGAUUUCUUGAGGGUUUUUUUUCUUUCCCCCAUCGAUUAUCUAAACCAGCAUGAAAAUCUGUGACCCAGGAGAGGAAAAUUACGCGCCAGCAGCUGAUAUCUCGGGUUAGGGCGUUGUCAGGAGACGAGUUGCUAUAUGUAGCAAUCAGAGUCUUCGGUUCUAAGGUACGGGCUCCUGUCAGGACAGCUAUUCGUUGUUUCACCUGCUCUGUUUCUAUAAAUUGCGAUGAAAUCAGAUAUAUUUACAGAGGAUUCAACUGA